Lagenorhynchus albirostris (white-beaked dolphin) is the source of this 1548-nucleotide messenger RNA. It is a transcript of the gene CDSN, whose product is annotated as corneodesmosin. Bases 1 to 1488 code for a protein of 495 amino acids. The record is from RefSeq and is a predicted model, not a curated record. NCBI's taxonomy places the organism in Eukaryota, Metazoa, Chordata, Mammalia, Artiodactyla, Delphinidae. The transcript has 2 exons. Gene Ontology annotation, biological process: cell-cell adhesion; skin morphogenesis. Gene Ontology annotation, molecular function: protein homodimerization activity.
AUGGGCUCUGCGCGAGCAUCCCGGAUAGGGCUUGUGGGAGGGCGGGGGAUGUUGGCAUUGCUGCUGGCCAGUCUCCUCCUGCAAGGGACCUUGGCCAAGAGCAUUGGGACCUUCUCAGACCCCUGCAGGGACCACACGAGUAUCACCUCCCCCAGUGACCCCUGUCUCCUGGGGAAGGGGAGCUCCAGCAGCUUCAGUAGCCGAAGUGGCUCCAGCAGUUCCAGCAGUUUCCUUUCGAGUUCCAGUGGCUCCCGUGGUGGCUCCAGUGGCGGCUCCAGCGGCGGCUCCAGCGGGUCCAUUGCUACCCGGGGUCGUUCUUCAGGAUUUCCGUUAUUUAAGCCGGGAACGGGGUAUUCGCAGAUAAGCUACUCCUCUGGACCUAGCCCUGGUCUACAGGGUGCAUCUAGUUCCUCCCAGUCAGGAAGCCUCAGCUCCCAGUCUGGAGGAGGCUCGAGCUCUUCUGUUUCCCAGACCUCCUCGAUGUCCAGCAGCAGUGGCCAGGAGGUCAACGCCAAGCUGAGUCCCUGUAGUUCCAACAUCCCUGACUCUCCCUGCAGUGGGGGACCCAUCGUCUCGCACUCUGGCCCCUACAUCUCCAGCUCCCAUUCUGUGUCUGGGGGUAAAAUGCCUGUAGUGGUGGUGGUGGAGCAGCAUGGCUCUGGUGGCCCCGGAGUGGGUCAAAGCGUCCCCUGUAGCAAUGGUGGCCUUCCAGGGAAGCCCUGCCCCCCCAUCACCUCUGUAGGCAAAUAUGGCAGCUAUGAGGUGGUGGGUGGCUCCUCUGACAGUUAUCUGGUCCCAGGCAUGACCUACAUCAGGGGCAAAAUCUACCCGGUGGGCCACUUCAUCAAAGAGCACCCCAUCAAAGGCUCUCCAGGGGUUCCCUCCUUUGCAGCCGGGGCCCCCAUCUCUGAGGGCAAAUACUUCUCCAGCAUCCCCAUCAUCCCCAGCCACAGCUCUUCUAGUUCCAACAUCUACCAGUCGGGAGCUUCCUCGGCCAUUGUGUUCCAGCCGGUGGGCUCUGGUGGGGUCCUGCCCUAUGGCGUUGGCUCCAAGGGCUCUAAGGAGCCCUGCUCCCUCUCUAGCUCUGGAGUCCACAGCAGCUCUAGCCUUUCCAGCAGUUCUGGUUCAUCUUUCCAGCCCUGUGGUGGUGUUUCCCAGAGGCCCAGCUCCUCACCAGGCACUGGCUCCUUCAGUGGCAGCUCCAGCUCCCAAUCCCAUGGCAAAAUCAUCCUCCAACCCUGUGGCAGCAAGUCCAGCUCUUCUGGUCACUCUUGCAUUUCUGUCUCCUCUUCAACAUUGAGUAGGCGUCGAGCUGGCUCUUCCCAACAUGACCCCUCAGCUGGUGCCAAGCCCUGUGGCUUUGGCAGCUCUGGAACGAUCCCCUGCCACUCCAUCCGGGACAUCCUAACCCAAGUGAAACCCCUGGGGCCCCAGCUAGCUGACCCCGAAGUUCUCCUACCCCAGGGAGAGUUACCUAACAGUCCAUAAAGCAGAGUUUGCCUACACACACGUGCAGGCGCACACACACACACACACACACACACACAC